This is a messenger RNA of Helianthus annuus (common sunflower), 984 nucleotides long. RefSeq lists its product as uncharacterized. The transcript has a single exon. The record is from RefSeq and is a predicted model, not a curated record. Lineage: Eukaryota; Viridiplantae; Streptophyta; Magnoliopsida; Asterales; Asteraceae. Bases 1 to 984 code for a protein of 327 amino acids.
AUGUAUAAGCUGAAAGGUAGGAGUUUUUGGGAGGUCCCGAGCCGUGGUCGUAUGACUUGGGGUUGGAGGAAGCUUCUCGCAAUUCGAAGCUUAAUCCGGCCUCAUUUGUGGUCUACUAUUGGCAACGGGUCUCAAACAAACAUAUGGAGUGAUAUGUGGUGUAAUCAAUGUCCUUUGAGUAGUUUUAUUAGCCCGAGACGCAUCUCUAAUGCUGGUUUUCAUCUUCAGUCUUCGGUUGCUGAGUUGGUUUCGCUCAGUGGGGAAUGGAAAUGGCCGAUUGCUUGGUAUGAUUUAUUCCCUGUUCUAAUCAAUAUUCAGGUUCCUACUUUUCUUGAUAGACAGGAUCGGCUGGUAUGGAAGGAUCUUGAUGGCAAUUCUCGCCGCUUCUCUUCUUGGGAGGUUUGGAAUAAUAUUCGGCAUCGUGAAAACUUAGUGUCAUGGGUUAAUAUGGUUUGCUUCAAACAUUGCAUCCCAAGGCAUUCGUUUCAUUUGUGGCUUGUCAUUAGGAAUAAACUGAAGACGCAAGACAGAUUGUCGGUUUGGGAGGCAGGAAGUGCUACAAAUUUAAACCUCAUGUGCUGUCCGUUGUGUUACCAUGAUAGAGAUUCAAGGAAUAACCUACUCUUUGAAUGCUCGUUUGCUAUGGCGGUUUGGAAUAACGUUAAGGCGUGGACGAAUAUGGAAAGUGUUAGUGGUAGUUGGGCCGAAAUUAUGUCUUGGAUGAAUCAGAACUCGAACAUGCAGGUGCCGGAAAAUAUCAUCAGUCGCUUGGUACUAUCAGCUGCUUCUUAUUUUGUCUGGCAGGAAAGAAAUAAUAGGCUCUUUUCUAAAAACCAGCGUACGGAGAUGGUGAUUGCUCGUGAGAUCAUUCGAACGGUUAGAUUGCGCCUUUUGUCAUUCAAAUUCAAGUGGAGACCUGGCCUUCGAAGAUUACUUGAGAAAUGGCAGCUUCCUAGUGGAAACAUGGUCAUCGAUCCAGGCUGA